AUGGUCCGCACAAACAGCUCCAUUGCUGCUGCCGACAAUGACCAUGAUUAUGAUCAGUCUGAUGAUCAUCUCGAUGGCAACAUUUCAAAGGAACUUCAUGCGGUUUAUGUUGGAAAGUCAAGGAGGAGGUAUCUUUUAAGCUCUGAUGUCAUUUGUCAUCCUCUUUUUCAAGGGCUAAUAGACAGGUCAGGCGCUGGUUUUGGUGAUGAAGAUAAUCAAGCAGUUGUUGUUGCUUGUGAGGUUGUUUUGUUUGAGCACUUGUUGUGGAUGCUUCAGAGUGGUGGCUCUCAGUUGGGGUCCACGGAGGAACUUGCUGAAUUCUAUUACACUGCUGAUAACUACGACGGUGAUGGUAAAAGUUUGCCGGAGUAA
This is a messenger RNA of Dovyalis caffra, 372 nucleotides long. Lineage: Eukaryota; Viridiplantae; Streptophyta; Magnoliopsida; Malpighiales; Salicaceae. The record is from the annotation of a GenBank genome assembly.